AACGUACUAGAUUAAAAAAAAAAAAAGAAACUUACUAGAUAGACAUAAUUUAAAAAGAAAAGAAAAAAGAUUCGAUUUUACCAGAAAGCCCCUGCUCUCCUCCUCCUGUUCUCCGCUUCGGAUCUUUUGAAACCUCGCGACUGCACUGCCCUCGAUCGGGAACUGAUAAAUUAGAGUUCAAGAGGGAAAAAAAAAAAUAAUAAAAAAAAAAAACUACGGCCGAGAGAAUAGUGCCUGAAAAAUUAGUAAAAUUAGACAAUCCAAUCGGGUCCUGAUUCACCGAAAAUGGUGGUGGCGGUCUUCCUCGAUUGAGCUGUUCCUACAGAAAAGCCUACGGUGGCACAAUUACUUUACCAUUCGAUUUUCUCGUUUGCUUUCUUGUUCACUUGAAGUAUCACAAUGAAUCCCUCUUCGAGUGGUGAGGAGCUUGCUAUUCUGCAGUUGCAUAAAUGGGACUCAUCUUAUCCUAAACUAAACUUGUCAGAGUUUUGUGAAGCUUUUAUUUCUCCCACAAGGCAGCAGUUAUUGUUGUUUUCAAGGCAGAAUGAAGCUUUGCUACUGCCUCUCUUUACAGAAGAUUGUGGUGUGACUAAUGAAGUGAAGAAUAGUUGUAGUGAAAAUGUUUACUAUCCAGGUUCAGCUUUAGAUCCAAGAAGAGAUGAUAUGCCAUGUCCUUCUGGAUCUGUAGUGGAUUUUGAUAGCGGUUACUCUUUUGAAUGUGAAUCAUUAUCUGGAAGGUCUGCUUAUUUAGGUGAUGUGUACUCUGUUGCCUGGGGUGUUUGUGGGGAUACAUAUAAUCAGCACAAGGAUGCUUUAUUUAGAGAGCUUUUGUUUGUAUCUGGUAGCCAUGGUGUGACAGUUCAUGCUUUUUGUGAAAACAAUACAAACACUACAAUAUCCAGAAGUUCUGAAACUGCAUCACAGGGCAAGUUUGAACAAGGUGAGUGGGUGGAAUGGGGGCCUUCUGUUACGCCAACUUCAAAUGAAAAGGUAGAUGAACCUUUUAGUUCAUUUCAUGAGACCAAUAGGAACGUUGAGGAUGUAAAUACAACCAAUGGAAAUAGUGAAAGUCCACAAGGAGAUGAGAGGUCAAGAGGUAUUGAAUCGAAGUUAUGGUUGCAAUCCUUUCUUGCUAAUGUUGAAGAUUUUGAAUCUGAUGGUCAAAGAUGGACCAGAUUUCCUGAUAAGUCAUCAUUUCCUCCCUCAGCCAAAGUUGUUUCAUUUCACAUUUUUAAUAGUGGUUUUCCUUUUAAGGACUUCGUACCUCAUAGUAACUCUUUGUUAAAGGAGUGCCUGAAGGAAAAGGUACGUGAUUCAGGUGGUGAUGGGUCUACAAAAUUAAAUUCAUCUCCAUCUGGUCCUAGUUUUGAGCCAGAUGUUUUGUCUAGUUCUUUUAGUGUUGGGAAAAGCAGUAUGUACAAAUGCUUCAGAGUAUUCUCCAGCAAUUCACACUAUGUUGGAUUUGCUUUGACAUUGGUGGAUCCUGUAUCUACUGAUAAGAGGGAUGAAAGUGCUAAAAACCUAUACAAAAACUUAGUCCUUGUUGCAAUGUUGGACAAAUGGGCGAUCCAGUGGGUUUCGCUAGUGAAGCUGGAGGAAAAUCAAAAUAUAGGCCCACUGGUUGAGUGGACAGAUUUUUGUUUUUUUAAUAAUCUUCUUGUUGCUCUCACUUCUUCUGGCUUUGUCGUUUUUUAUUCUGCAAUGUCAGGUGAGUAUGUUGUGCAUAUAAAUAUAUUACAGACUUGUGAACUUGAACCUAAUAUGGAAUUGUGUGAGCAAACCAAAAUGUCUGUAGGCAUAGUUAGGAAAAAUAUCGAAGUUGAAAAGGUUCCUGGCAAGAGAGUAUUUAAUAGGUUGAUUCAUGCUUCACAUACCUUUAUGUUAGCAGCAGCUGAUGAAUGUGGUGUAGUUUAUGUGAUAUGUGCUGAUCAGUAUAUUGUGGAUAGAGAUGAGAAAUUUUUUCCACAUUGUCAACAUUUUGGACUUGGAAUUUUGGCUGGGUGGGAGGUUGGUGGUUCCUGUAUAUGCUGCCAAAGAUCAUAUUCUAAGUUUUCUGGUUCUCACCAACCUUGUUUUUCAUCUAUGUGGAGCAGAUAUCAUUCUUUCUUAAGUUAUUCCAGAAAUCAUGCACUUCACGAAAUACAGCAUUGGAACCUUAAUGGGGAAGGAAUGCAGCAAUACACAAAAUGCUUUAGUGGUUUCUUUACAGCUUAUGGGAGUACCAAUCAGACCCUUCAUGAUGCUGUAGGGAAGUCCCGUCGUAUGCGCAGAAUAUUUCUUCCCACUAAUAGAGUUAAUAAGGAUGAUUCAAUUUGUUUUUCUCCUUUCGGAAUAACUCGUCUGAUUAGAAAGCACAACACGAAAGAUCAAAAUGGUUCUCAAAUUGUUCAUUUCAAUCUUUUUACAGAGUCAGCAAUUUGUGAUGAUAGUGGCUUGCUUAUGGAAUGUGAAAUGCAUCUCCAGAAUGGAAGAAAAGAAUCUUUUACUGGAGAUGCAGUUGGUUGCACUUUCCAGGGUUGCUUUUACCUUGUGACAGAAAAUGGUCUUUCAGUGGUUCUGCCCUCUAUUUCAGUUUCAUCAAGUUUCCUUCCUAUUGAAUUCAUAGGAUACAGGCAGGGGAGUAUCAACUCAGGCAGUGUAUAUAAAGAAAAGGACAAUAUGGAAAUUAGAAACUUUAGACACCCAUGCUCAUCCUGGACUAUUGAAGUUCUUGAUAGGGUUCUCUUAUAUGACAGUGUUGAAGAGGCAGAUCGCUUAUGUAUUGAAAAUGGGUGGGAUUUGAAAAUACCUCGAAUACGUCGAUUGCAGUUGGCUUUGGACUACUUGAAAUUUGAUGACAUAGAGCAAUGUUUAGAUAUGCUUGUGGGAGUCAACUUAGCAGAAGAAGGUAUUAUGCGGUUGCUGUUUGCUGCAGUUUAUUUGAUGCUUCGUAAAAGUGGCAAUGAUAAUGAUGUUUCUGCGGCAUCAAGGCUUCUUACCUUGGCUAGUCGCUUCACUACCAAAAUGAUUCGCACAUACGGAUUACUACAUCAUGAAAAUAAUGCAUAUUUAUCACAUGGUUUUGAGUUGACGGAAGUACAUCAUCUUCCACCUCUCCUACAUGAUAAAUCUCAGAAUGAAGUUGGAACUUCCAGAAGGCUUCGUGAGAUGGCUCAUUUUUUGGAAAUAAUAAGAAAUCUACAGUCUCGGCUUAGUUCAAAAAUGAAGAGGCCUGGCCAAGGAUUGGUAAAUGGUGGGGAUGAAUCAGGACUCGCGCCUGCAGAUUUAUCAUUGGACGAGUCCAAACUUUCAAUUCUUUCUUCAAACACCCUAUCUUUGGAGACAGUAAAUCAAAAUGAUAAUUCUUUUCAUGUAUCUGCUGUGGGAUCUAAUUAUGCUGAGAAUCUUGCUUUGACUCAUAUGGAUCUUAAAGCUCAUGUGGACCCAGGGAAUUCGCAUGAGGUGUCUGCAAUUGUAUCUCAAGAAGGGCUCCUUCAAAAUAAAAUUCUUUCUUUGGAAAAUCCCAAGGAAAUGAUUGCACGUUGGAAGAUAGAUAAUUUGGACCUUAGAACCGUGGUCAAUGAUGCUUUACUAUCUGGACGUCUGCCCUUAGCGGUUCUUCAACUUCAUCUGUAUCAUUCAAGAGAAUUAAUUUCAGACAAAGAGCCUUAUGAUACUUUUAAUGAAGUUCGUGAUAUUGGAAGAGCCAUUGCAUAUGACCUAUUUUUGAAGGGUGAAACUGGACUUGCUGUGGCCACUUUGCAAAGGCUUGGAGAGGAUGUUGAAACAAGCCUCAAGGAGUUAUUGUUUGGCACAGUAAGGAGAUCUCUUCGAGCACAAAUCUUUGACGAGAUGAAAAGAUAUGGUUACCUGGGACCAUACGAGUGGAAGAUUAUGGAUAGAAUAUCUCUCAUUGAGAGGCUAUAUCCUAGCAGCUGCUUCUGGAAUGCAUUCAAUGGACGGCAGAAAGAAUACAUGAGGGUUCCAGCAAGCUCACAUUUGCCAAGGAAUAAUUUGAAGCUUUUGCAUUCUGAUGUAUUCAACAAUUUUACCAUCGAGUGUGGUGAAAUUGAUGGGGUUGUUUUGGGUUCAUGGACAAAUGUCAAUGAAAACCCUUCUGUUCCUGUAGUUGAAGAUGAAAAUGUUCUGGGGGGAUACUGGGCAGCAGCUGCUGUUUGGUGUAAUGUCUGGGACCAGAGAACGAUUGAUCGUAUAGUUUUGGAUCAGUCUUUGGUUAUAGAUGUUGAUGUACUGUGGGAAUCACAACUUGAUUACUACAUGAGCCAUGGUGAUUGGGAGAGAGUCUCUAAACUUCUGGACCUGAUUCCUGAACUAAGUUUAGAAGAUGGAAGCCUCCAAGUCAGCUUGGACAGUCCCCAGCCUACUUCAACUGUUGGAUGUGCUAUGGAAUCUUCUUUGCAUCGUGAUUACUUCUCUGCUCUUGAAGAAUUGGAUGCUGUGUGUAUAUAUAUUCCAAAUGUAAAACUUUUGAAGUUUCCAGAUAAUAUUAUGGGCUCUACUUGGCUAAAGAUGCUAAUGGAGGAGAAGCUUGCAAAGAAACUAAUAUUUUUAAAGGAAUUCUGGGAAGGCACUGCAGAAAUAGUUCCUAUUUUGGCUCGUGCUGGCUUUGUCACAAGUCAAAAUGAAAUCCUUAAAAAUGCUGAGUCAGUGGAGAGUUCAUCAAAUUCAAAUUUGUCCACAGAUGGUGGAGCAUUUGGUUUUGAUACAGUUCAGGCUCUUCAUAAAGUAGUUAUACGUUACUGUGUCCAGUGCAACUUGCCACACCUUUUGGACCUUUACCUUGACAAGCACAUGCUGGUUCUAGAUACUGGUUCACUUUCUUUGCUACUGGAUGCUGCUGGAGAUUGUGAAUGGGCAAAAUGGUUGAUGUUGUCUAGAGUCAAGGGGUGUGAGUAUGAUGCAUCAUUUUCUAAUGCUCGUUCAGUAAUGUCACGUGGCUUAGUUCCUUCUACUGAUCUUCUUGAGGUGGAGGAAGUAAUUUGUACUGUAGAUGAUAUUGCCGAAGGAGGGGGAGAACUGGCAGCUUUGGCAACACUUAUGUAUGCCCCUGUCCCUAUUCAGAAUUGUUUGAGUAGUGGUGGAGUAAAAAGGCAUAGUAACUCCUCAUUCCAGUGCACAUUAGAGAACCUAAAGCCCACCUUGCAAAAUUUCCCCACAUUGUGGCGUGCACUUGUGUCAGCAUGUUAUGGACAAGAUUCAACUUCUAGUUUUGUGGGUUCUAGAGGAAAGAAUGCUUUAUCAGACUACUUAAGUUGGCGCGACAGCGUAUUCUUCUCUUCUGCAAAAGACACUUCACUUCUCCAAAUGCUCCCUUGCUGGCUUCCUAAGGCCGUGCGAAGAUUAGUUCAGCUUUAUGUUCAGGGUCCGCUCGGAUGGCAAUCAAUGUCUGGCUUACCACUUGGAGAAACUUUGCGGCACAGGGAGAUUGAUUUUUUUGUAAAUAUUGAUGAGAAUGCUGAGAUCAAUCCAAUCUCAUGGGAAGCAACUAUCCAAAAGCAUGUUGAACAGGAACUCUGUGAUCCUACCCUUGAGGAAACUGGACUUGGGCUUGAGCACCACUUGCAUCGAGGCCGAGCUUUAUCUUCUUUUAACCGUCUUCUUUCUGUUAGAAUUCAAAAUUUAAAAUCAGAAGGACAAUCUGGUAAUUUGACACAAGGACAAACAAAUAUCCAAUCAGAUUUGCAAAGACUUCUUGCACCGCUAACAGAAACUGAAAUCUCUCUUCUUUCAUCUGUUGUGCCACUUGCUAUUAUGCAUUUUGAGGAUUCCAUCUUGGUGGCUUCAUGUUCUUUUCUUCUAGAGCUCUGUGGCUUAUCUGCAAGUAUGCUCCGUAUGGAUAUUGCAGCCUUAAGACGGAUAUCAUCUUACUACAAGUCUAAUGGAAGUAAUGAUAAUCAAAGGAAACUUUCACCUAAUACUGUUUCCCGAGAAGGUGAUAUGGUUGAAUCUCUUGCUCGUGCUCUGGCAGAUGAUUAUCUGCAUCAGGGAAGUGUAACAAAGCCAAAAAAACCUGCGAGUUUAGUUAGUGGUAAACAAUCCUCGCGAGCUCUCAUUCAUGUUCUGCAUCAUUUAGAAAAGGUCAGUCUCCCUUUGAUGGUGGAUGGAAAGACAUGUGGAUCUUGGCUUUUGAGUGGCAAUGGUGAUGGAAUUGAGUUGAGAUCUCAACAAAAAGCUGCCAGUCAGCACUGGAAUUUAGUUACAGUAUUCUGUCAGAUGCAUCAACUUCCCUUGAGCACAAAGUAUCUUGCUGUACUAGCAAGAGACAAUGAUUGGGUUGGAUUUUUAUCUGAAGCUCAGACUGGUGGAUAUCCUUUUGAUGCAGUAAUUAAUGUGGCAUCAAAGGAGUUUAGUGAUCCACGGCUUAGAACUCACAUAUUAACAGUUUUGAAGGGGAUGCAGUCAAGAAGAAAAGCUAGCACAUCUUAUGCAGACAAUACAGAGAAAAGGACUGAAACUUUCUUUUCAGAUGAACAAAUUUGUUUCCCUGUUGAGUUGUUUAGAAUUUUAGCAGAAUGUGAGAAGCAGAAAAAUCCUGGGGAAGCCCUCCUGAAGAAAGCAAAGGAUUUGUCCUGGUCAAUUUUGGCAAUGAUUGCAUCAUGCUUUUCAGAUGUUUCUCCCUUGUCCUGCUUGACAGUGUGGCUGGAAAUAACUGCUGCAAGGGAAACGUCUUCCAUUAAGGUAAACGAUAUUGCUUCCCAAAUUGCGGAUAGCGUUGCAGCUGCAGUUGAAGCUACUAAUUCUCUUCCAGCAGGAGGCAGAGUGCUUACAAUUCAUUACAACCGUCGGAAUCCAAAACGUAGGUGCAUUAUGGGCUCCAUGCCAAGAGAUCAGUCAUCUUCUACUGAUAUUUCAACUAGUCCCACGGGUGUAAAAGCAUUUGCUGCCGGAGAUUUCAUGGUUGAAGAAGAAAGAAAAAUAGAACUUCAUGACACUGAUGAAGGACAUGUUUCUCUCUCCAAGAUGGUUGCAGUUCUUUGUGAACAACACUUAUUCUUGCCUUUGUUAAGGGCAUUUGAAAUGUUCCUACCUUCCUGUUCUUUCUUACCUUUCAUACGUGCUCUUCAGGCAUUUUCACAAAUGCGCCUAUCUGAAGCAUCAGCACAUUUGGGUUCCUUUUCUGCCCGGAUUAAAGAGGAACCAGCACAGUUGCAGAGUAAUAUGGGAAGAGAAGACCAGAUUGGAAUAUCAUGGAUAAGCUCCAUGGCUGUUAAAGCUGCAGAUGCUAUGCUUUUAACUUGUCCAUCCCCAUAUGAAAAAAGAUGUUUGCUAAAACUUCUUGCUGUGACUGACUUCGGUGAUGGAGGAUCAUCAGCUACGCAUUACCGGCAACUUUAUUGGAAAAUUAAUUUAGCUGAGCCUUCACUACGCAAAGAUGAGCUUUUACAACUUGGAAAUGAAACUUUAGAUGAUGCAUCACUUCUCACAGCAUUAGAAAAGAAUGGUCUUUGGGACCAAGCGCGUAACUGGGCCAAGCAGUUGGAGGCCAGUGGUGGACCAUGGAAAUCUGCUGUUCAUCAUGUCACUGAAACUCAGGCUGAAUCUAUGGUAGCCGAAUGGAAGGAAUUUCUUUGGGAUGUUCCAGAAGAGCGGGUUGCUUUAUGGGGCCAUUGUCAGACACUGUUCAUAAGAUAUUCUUUCCCUGCUUUACAGGCAGGAUUAUUUUUUCUUAAACAUGCAGAAGCUGUGGAAAAGGAUCUCCCAGCAAGAGAGCUUCACGAACUGUUAUUGCUUUCAUUACAAUGGUUAAGUGGGAUGAUAACCCUGUCAAGCCCAGUUUACCCAUUGAAUCUUCUGCGGGAAAUUGAGACUAAAGUUUGGCUCUUGGCCGUAGAAUCCGAAGCACAAGUGAAGAGCGAAGGAGAACUCAAUUUGACCAAUUCCAUUCGUGACCCAAUUAAUAAAAUUUGCUCCAGUAUCAUUGACCGAACAGCAAAUAUAAUAAUAAAAAUGGAUAAUCAUAUUAAUACAAGCAAAAGUAGAAGUACAGACAAACAUGACAUAAGGGACAAUUACCAGGGGAAUUACAAAAACCCGUCAGAUGCUAAUUUGUUUUCUACAGUAGGUGGAACUACUAAGACAAAGAGAAGAGCAAAGGGAUUUGUGACAUCUAGACGGCCAUUAGUUGAUACAGUAGACAGAAGUGUCGAAUCUGACGAAGUUCCCUGUUCAAUCUACUGUAAAAAUGAAAUUCCAUUGCAGGAUGAGAAUGUCAGAACAGGUAUGUCUUUUUCUAGAUGGGAGGAAAAAGUUGGAACUGCAGAAUUGGAGAGGGCUGUUCUUUCACUGUUAGAGUUUGGACAAAUAUCAGCUUCUAAGCAACUCCAACAUAAGCUAUCUCCAGCACAAGUACCUUCUGAAUUCAUACUUGUAGAUGCUGCAUUGAAGCUUGCUGCUCUUUCAACUCCAAGUGAACUUGUAUCCAUAUCAAUGUUGGAUGAGGAAAUACGUUUAGUUAUGCAUUCAUAUAACAUACUGACUGAUCAACAUCAGAUUGAACCGGUGCAGGUCUUAGAGAGCUUAGCAGCCAUCUUCAUUGAAGGUAGAGGUCGUGGCCUGUGUAAAAGAAUAAUAGCAGUUGUGAAAGCUGCAAAUGUCUUGGGCCUUUUUUUCGCUGAAGCAUUUGAAAAACAGCCAAUUGAAUUACUACAGCUGCUUUCACUUAAAGCCCAAGAAUCAUUUGAGGAAGCAAAUCUUCUUGUGAAAACUCAUUCCAUGCCAGCAGCUAAUAUUGCUCAAAUUCUUGCAGAGUCCUUUCUAAAGGGCUUACUGGCGGCACAUCGUGGGGGAUAUAUGGAUUCUCAAAAGGAGGAAGGACCUGCUCCCUUAUUAUGGAGAUUUUCAGAUUUCUUGAAGUGGGCAGAGCUUUGCCCAUCUGAACCUGAAAUUGGUCAUGCAUUGAUGCGUAUGGUAAUUACUGGACAAGAGAUACCGCAUGCAUGUGAGGUUGAGCUUCUUAUUUUGUCCCACCACUUCUACAAAUCAUCAGCUUGCCUUGAUGGAGUUGAUGUUCUUGUAGCCCUUGCAGCAACCAGGGUGGAUGCUUAUGUCUUGGAGGGUGAUUUUUCAUGUCUGGCUCGCCUCAUUACAGGGGUGGGAAACUUCCAUGCCCUGAAUUUUAUACUAGGCAUUCUUAUAGAAAAUGGUCAACUGGAUCUUCUUCUUCAAAAGUAUUCUGCUGCCACAGACACAAACACUAGCGCCGUCAGGGGGUUUCGCAUGGCUGUUCUUACAUCACUGAAGCAUUUUAAUCCUAAUGAUGUUGAUGCAUUUGCGAUGGUCUACAACCACUUUGACAUGAAACAUGAAACAGCUGCUCUUUUAGAAUCUCGAGCAGAUCAGUCCUCUGGGCAGUGGUUUGGUCGUAAAGACAAUGACCAGAAUGAAGACCUAUUAGAUGCUAUGCGCUAUUUCAUUGAAGCUGCUGAAGUUCACUCCUCCCUUGAUGCUGGCAACAAAGCACGUAGAGCUUGUGCUCAGGCUUCCCUUCUGUCGCUCCAAAUCCGGAUGCCUGACAUUCAAUGGCUUUACCUGUCAGAGACAAAUGCCAGGAGAGUCUUAGUUGAGCAGUCCCGUUUUCAAGAGGCACUAAUAGUUGCUGAAGCCUAUGGGCUUAACCAGCCAAGUGAGUGGGCUUUGGUACUUUGGAAUCAGAUGUUUAAGCCAGAACUACUUGAAUUUGUGGCCGAGUUUGUGGCUGUUCUACCGCUCCAGUCUGCAAUGCUAACUGAUCUGGCGAAGUUUUAUAGAGCCGAGUUAGCUGCUCGAGGAGACCAAUCCCAGUUUUCAGUUUGGCUUACUGGGGGAGUGCCAGGAGACUGGGCGAAAUACUUGGGGAGAUCGUUCAGAUGCUUAUUAAGGAGGACUAGGGAUUUGAAGUUGCGGCAUAGCCUAGCUCAAAUGGCAACUGGGUUUGGUGAUGUAAUUAAUACAUGCAACAAGUUAUUGGAUAAGGUCCCUGAAAAUGCUGGACCUCUUGUUCUGAAAAGAGGGCAUGGUGGGGCUUACCUGCCAUUGAUGUGAAUUUCAUGACAACAUUUGAUAAUGGAUGGUGAGGACAAGACGAAGGCAUGUUGACGAAUACUGAUUUUUAUUUAUUUAUUUCUAUAUCUCAUGUGAAAAAACUGUACUAAGAAUUUUACUUCACCUUUAAGAGUAAAUGUGGCCGACGGAGGGAGAGUGUUGGUGGGGGUGCAAGAGAGCAGGGUGGGAAAGGAGGUUCAGAUAAAGUGGAAGAAAAUGAGAAAGGAAAAACAUAUAUACAGAAAUAGCUGCAUGAUAUGCAAGUUUUGGUAUAUCCUGAAAUGGAUUACAAGUUCGAGCCUUUUUAUCAUUUUUCAGAGUCAUCAGAAAGCCAGAAUCAAAGACUAAAGUUUAAGGCGUGUAGUUAGGUUAAAUAGUCGGUUACUACCAAAGUUUUGUGAAAUGUUGAUUCUGUUCUCUGGCUUUUUUAAAAGUUCAAAAAAAGAAAAAAAAUCCCUAUUCUUUGAUUGACAUUUUUUGGGUUGGUUAUACUUGAAAUGAUUCACGAGAAAUGGUGAAUUUUUGUAAGUAAUGUACAAUAUGUCAAUAUUUUUUUUUCCUUCCCCAUAUAUGGCUUAGUUGAAGUGAAUUAGAAUGGAA
Messenger RNA from Cannabis sativa, 10620 nucleotides. RefSeq lists its product as uncharacterized. Gene Ontology annotation, cellular component: cytoplasm. The record is from RefSeq and is a predicted model, not a curated record. Bases 400 to 10020 code for a protein of 3206 amino acids. Lineage: Eukaryota; Viridiplantae; Streptophyta; Magnoliopsida; Rosales; Cannabaceae. The transcript is spliced from 26 exons.